UGGUUCUUUAUUCCUGAAAUAGUCAAUAUGGACGUCAAGCUGGAAAAAACCGCUUUCGUCGUGGGUGAAACUAUAAAUGUAGACGUAACGUUAUUCAACGACACUUUUCUGGAUAUUUAUGCAGUUCUUGUUGAACUAUAUGAUAAAGUUGUGGCGAAAGUCGCCCUGCCAUUUCAUGAACUUCUAACUGUCCGCAGGCUGUUAGCUAGAGAUCAACGGCAUGGAUUAGAAUUUGGAACAAAGAGAUAUUCGUUCCGCUUAGAAAUACCGUUCUCUACCGAAAUUCCGAAUUUCCAGAACUGUACCCUUUUCACUCAGAAGGAAUAUUUAAAGGUUACGGCGUUGUUUAAGGACUCCUCCAGACCUGAAUUGAAAGUAGAAGUGGACGUAGUUUUGGGGCACUAUUUACACGAUAGACAAAGGGGAACCUUUAAAAAUCGUCAAGAUUCUACAAAAACUUGCCCGCCUGCGGAUGACAUGAUGUGGGACCCGUCUGCUAAUAUUUGGCUAUUACGUUCUCCCAGUCUACCAACUGAAACAGCAGAGUUAUAUCCUCCAUUACGAAACUUCAGAAGUUCAACCGGACAGCUUUGUACCGGGCCAAAUCCAGUGCCACUUUAUCCAACGCCUUCCGAACCAGAGCUAUUCUUCGAUGUCGAGGAGGUACUAGUGCCAGAAGCAAAUAAAUCUCCUCCGUACCCUGUAGAAGAAAGAAACCUUCCUUACCCAUCAAGCAACUACUGUCCUUAUCCCAAAGAAGAAAAAUCUUCGGGUACACUAUAUCCCAGUGUAAGCAUUUGCCCCUAUCCAACAGAGAACGACGAGAAAAGUCAACCUUUAUUUCACAAAUCAGUUACUGGCGCCUCUGAAUUACCUAAAAGAAUGCCUAUGCCUUCACAACCUACUCAUUUGUUUCAAAGAAACACUCUUCCUUAUCCACGCAACGUAGUGCCUCCGUAUCCUAUUGCAGAGGAACAUUUCAAUAACCCGAGGUUAGCCGAGUUUUAUUCUUCUUUACUUAUCAACACUGCUCCAUACCCUCCACAAGUACCUCCACCCUACCCACCUCCAAGGUAUGAUGAGAUUACUCUAAUGCCUAUGCCCAUGCCUGCAAAACCACCUACCUGUGAUUUGAAGGGGUUCGCUAAAUCUCAGUCGAACAAUCCUUUGGAAGAAGAUUUCCAACCUUCAGCUCCUCUAUGGUCUGACCUUAAAACUCCUCCCACAACUAAAAUGGAAGGAAUUAAAGAUCCUUUCGAGACCAGCACAAAAAACGACAUUACCGAAAUGGAAGAUAAAGAGGAAGAAGUUGAAGAUACUUCCACAAUCAAUACAAACGACGACACUACUGAAAUGGGACAUGAGGGAAAGGAAGAAAUUGAAGAUCCUUUCGAGAACAGUAAAAACGACAGCGCUACUGAAUUGGAAGAUAAGGAGAAGGAAGAAGUUCAAGAUACUUUCGCAACCGAUACAAACGACGACACUACUGAAACGGAACAUAAAGGAAAUGAAGAAAUUGAGAAUCCUUCUGGAACCAAUACAAACGACAGCACUACUGAAUUGGAAUAUAAAGAAAAGAAAUAUUUUGAUCAAUCAAUUGUUGAAACAGCACAAUCGAGCGGUGAAACUUGCCAAUCGUCAAAGAAGAAGAAGAAGAAAAGUCAACAGAAGAAAAAGGUUCUAGAAGCACUAUCAGCAUAACAGGUUGACCCACAUGACUGCACAUUGUAACAAUAUACCUCAAAUAUAUAAUAUUUAAAGUUAUACUAUAUCUACCAAUCUGCAAAUUGGAUGUAUUUAUAUGAAUAUGCAAUUAUUGUUAACCCUAAAUGGGUAAAGAUUGGUUGACCAAUUUUCAGAGUCACGCCACUGUUAGUUUCAAGGUUUAUUCUGAAGAAGAAACAUCAAUAAGUCUGAACCGUCUGAACCGACGAUGUGGCAACCAUUCUAGAAAUUGGUCGAGCAUUGACGAACGCCACACAAGCCUACAAACAAAGCUGAUAUGAAGAAGAAAAGAAGAAAAAAGAUGGUACAAAACUUAUAAGAGACAAACACGUGUGCCUACUAAAAUCCAAAGAAAUUUUAAUAAGUAGUCAUAAAAAAAUAAAUAAUUUUUUUUGAAGAGGUGUUUAUUAAAUUUUCCCGCCUCAAUUGUCAAUAGAUCUUUUUAAUAGUGACGUCACAUAUGCCAAGUAAUAGUCAACCCCAUUUUCAUAAAGAAUUUCCCAAUAUUUUUAAUAGAUCGAUUUUCGACCUUAUGUUACAUAAGUGCCAAGAAAUGUCUUCUUUGUCUUGACCUUAAAUACGCGAUAUUCGAGCAAUAUUAGAAAUAUUUAAGAAGUUUCAAACCUCAAACCC
Molecule: messenger RNA, 2358 nt
Organism: Anoplophora glabripennis (Asian longhorned beetle)
Lineage: Eukaryota; Metazoa; Arthropoda; Insecta; Coleoptera; Cerambycidae
Exons: 4
Coding region: 28-1701 (557 amino acids)
Source: RefSeq, a predicted model, not a curated record